AUGUCGACGUCGCUAUAUCCGCUGGCGUCUCUGGCGCGGAUCGAGAAAACCCCGUCGCGCGAAGAUGGCGUACCGGAAGAUUUGGAGCUGGACCUGAGGGCAUUUGGAUGUAAAUUAAUCCACGAGGCUGGAGUCUUCUACGACAAUUUGUUUCAGAGGUUUUGGUAUGUUACUUCAAUGAAGCAGUUUGGCAUCGGUGACGUUGGAUUGGGUGCGCUUUACCUGGCUUCAAAGCUGGAAGAGUGCCCGGUUCGCAUGCGCGACCUCAUCAACUUCGAAUACAUACCCAUGUCGUACUUCGGCUCAACCUUCUACGACCUCAAAGACGCGCUGGUCGUUGCGGAGAUGCAGAUCUUGAAACGACUGGGGUUCAAUGUGAACGUCGUGCUCCCUUACGGCACGCUGGUCAACUACCUGCGUCUCCUCGGCCUCGCGGACCGCGAAGACGUGUCGAGCAAAUCGUGGGGCUACCUGAACGAUGCGUUGCAGACACCGGUGUACGCGGUGUACGCGGUGCCCACCAUCGCCAGCGCGGCGAUCAUGCUAGCCACAAGGCAUCUGAACAUAGCGCUUCCGUCGAGUCCAGACGCUUGCUGGUGGGAGCUGUUCGACGCGGACUGGCAAGACAUUUGGAGCGUCGCUGGGUAUAUCAUGAGGUUAUAUCGCGAACGCAGCACAGAGGACCAGGCUCGUGUUAUGGGCCUGGUAUCCAAAAAGGCAGUUCGUUCAUGGAUAGAGGAUAACAGUCGUCAUAGUUCUGAUACUUGA
Molecule: messenger RNA, 768 nt
Organism: Epithele typhae
Lineage: Eukaryota; Fungi; Basidiomycota; Agaricomycetes; Polyporales; Epitheliaceae
Product: cyclin-like protein
Exons: 5
Coding region: 1-768 (255 amino acids)
Biological process (GO): regulation of transcription by RNA polymerase II
Cellular component (GO): nucleus
Molecular function (GO): cyclin-dependent protein serine/threonine kinase regulator activity
Source: RefSeq, a predicted model, not a curated record